Porites evermanni is the source of this 847-nucleotide messenger RNA. Lineage: Eukaryota; Metazoa; Cnidaria; Anthozoa; Scleractinia; Poritidae. The record is from the annotation of a GenBank genome assembly.
UUCAUAAAGGAAGAGUACCAUUACUUAAACGUGUCUAAAGUUGGAACAUUCACUGUGUAUGACAACCUUGACUGCACUUUUGAAUGUCUUGGUAAUCCUUUCUGUUUUUCCAUCAACCUGGCCGCUUACAAAGGAGCAGAUGGAAAGUUGUGGUGUGAAUUGCUGUCUUCAGAAAAGUUCAGGAAGCACGAGGAGUAUAAAAGGCACAAAAGCUGGCAUCAUUUCUUCGUUAAGGUGCACUAUGGAAAUAUUAAAGACUAAAGAACACACUAGCAAAAGCUUUAAUAAAGAGACAGCCAUUGUGGGGACGCUAGAUACUGCAGCUGUUACAUUUUAAUCAAAAAACGUUUUGUCCGCUGCAUGAGUUACGCAUACAAUUGUUAACAAAAGCACAGUGACGAAGAAAAAUAGAUGUUAACCAUGCACGGAUACAUGCUUACACACCAAUCAAAAGUUCGUUGCCAAUUAUUAUAUGUUAGAAGCUAAUUUUAUGAAGGGUGCGAAAUACCAAAAUGCAAAAAUGGUUAAUGCACAGUUGCACAUUUCAGAGAAAAUCAUUUUGAUUAAUGAAUACUUCCAGUCAAUCAAUUCAGAUGUAACAAAUUUCACAUUGCCACGCACAAAUUAACAGCUCCAUGAUUUUAAUACAAAAGAAAAAUUAUAGCGAGUUUUGCUUGAAAUUAUUAUGUGUAAUAAGCUGAUAAAGAUGACCUUGUUCUUACAGACUCUAUGUGUGCUUUCACGAUGCCUAAACGGAGGAACCUGCUUGCCAAACUACAAAUAUCGCACGUCUAUCUACCUUUGUAAUGAAGGAUUUGUCGGUGAAUUUUGCGAAAUAGGUAACUAA